GUCGACCCAAUCUCACGGAUAUCACCCGACGCCUCGUCCUCCUCUCCAGAUCAGAUCUUACGCCCGCCCGCCCGCCCGCCCGCCCGAGCUGGUAGCAGCAACUCUUCUGCUGCAGCCUUCUUCGCCGCCAAAAGGAAACGAUGUUCUACAAAAUCCACUCCCAUGCCCAAAUCCAAGACCUGCAGGCCCGCUCCGAUGAGCUGGGCCACUCCAAUGAGCACAUGGAUGUGAAUCUUGUCUCUCUGGAGUCGGUGCGCAUAGCGUGCGAGUCGUAUGCACUCCUCUGCCCGCUGAUCAUGGAGUCGGGGUCCUGGGAAUGCCCGGAGCUGGAUUCCCUCUCGGUCGUGGCAGGCUUGUCGCUGGAAAUCCAAAAGCUGGAGCAUGAUGUGUUACCCCAGCUCAUGGUUCAGGAGGCCAAGCUGGAACGGGGCGCCCUGGAAGCCAUCCUACUCAUGAAGAACUCAGAAAUUAAGCUCUCACAUCUGGGCAAGUGCUUUAAGGAAGCCUUGGGCGUAUUGAAGGAGGAUCUAGUCUCAGCCCAAGUCAAAGAUCUGAGCAUAGUGCUAAACGAUAUUGUUGUUCAUGUACUCGAAGGUAAUUGCUACGGUGCCUGGCUUCAGGCGCGUCUCCCGGUGCUGAUCCAGCUGGUCACCGAUGUGUUGGAGACCCCGGUUCGUUUCUGUGAUCCUGAUGAGUGCUCUGAUGAGUAGACUUAUCAGCCAGCUCGAGGCUGUUGUGAUGAGUAUUUCUUAGGGGCGUGGCAAACAGUUUAGAAUCAACCCUUUAUGUUUGGAUGUGUUAUUAAUGGAUUUUAAAUGAUAUGUAUCUUGGGUAGUGUUUUCUCA
Messenger RNA from Triticum aestivum (bread wheat), 845 nucleotides. RefSeq lists its product as uncharacterized. The record is from RefSeq and is a predicted model, not a curated record. Lineage: Eukaryota; Viridiplantae; Streptophyta; Magnoliopsida; Poales; Poaceae. The coding region runs from base 141 to 710 and encodes 189 amino acids. The transcript has 2 exons.